Phycomyces blakesleeanus NRRL 1555(-) is the source of this 579-nucleotide messenger RNA. RefSeq names its product secreted LysM domain-containing protein. The transcript has 2 exons. The record is from RefSeq and is a predicted model, not a curated record. The coding region runs from base 1 to 579 and encodes 192 amino acids. NCBI's taxonomy places the organism in Eukaryota, Fungi, Mucoromycota, Mucoromycetes, Mucorales, Phycomycetaceae.
AUGAAGUUCUCUCUCUUUGCUCUUGCUACCCUUGCCUUGUCCGCUGUUGUUUCUGCUGGUGCUGAUGUCUCUUGUGCUGAAAAACAUGCUGCUUCCAAGGGCCAAUCAUGCGCUGUAUUUUCGUCUAAGUAUCACAUCACCGUCAAGCAGCUCCAGACAUUGAACUCUGGUCUCGGUAGCAACGGAAAGGACUGCAAGAAUCUUAUUCCUGGAAAGUCUUACUGCACCAAGGCCACUUCUCCCAAGGUUGAUUCCCCCAACAAGUCUACUCCAAAGAAAUCUGACGGUGACAAAAAGUCUAAUGAUGACAAGAACAAGGAGACCAUUUCAAAGUCUUCUGAGAACGAGGCUAAGCAGUCGACUGUAAACACCAACGGUGCCUCCCACAUUGCCGCUCGUGCUAUUGCCGAGUGCAAGAAGUAUCACGUUGUCAAGGCUGGUGACACCUGCGAGACCAUUGCUAAGCAGUACAGCAUUCCUGAGGCUCAGUUUACCGAGUUGAACAAAAAGGACAGCAAGGAUAGCGCUAUCCCUUGCACCAAACUCGUUUCUGGAAAGCGUUACUGCGUUGCCCAUUAA